This is a messenger RNA of Schistocerca serialis cubense, 1981 nucleotides long. RefSeq names its product constitutive coactivator of peroxisome proliferator-activated receptor gamma-like. The transcript is spliced from 3 exons. Lineage: Eukaryota; Metazoa; Arthropoda; Insecta; Orthoptera; Acrididae. The record is from RefSeq and is a predicted model, not a curated record. Gene Ontology annotation, cellular component: nucleus. The coding region runs from base 209 to 1981 and encodes 590 amino acids.
GUGUCGGAGCGGUGGGUUAUCGGAAUACUUCUACGUGCAUUGUAGGUUACAACUAGUAUUUAUGAAGUCGUACAGAAGUGGCACGAAGCGCAAGAGCAUAGAACCAACGCAUUGAAGCAUUUAUUCCCGCAGUCCAGUUCACAUCAACCACAGGUAUCGGCGACUUAAAAUUCGUAACAGUAUAUAGCGCUAGAACGAAAGAAGUGCGAUGGGCAUCCGGGGCCUUCAGUCGUUCAUUGAUGGAAAACAAUGGUACGAAGAAGUAAACAUCAGAGACGUCGCAGAUGAAUGGAGGCGCACAAAGACUGUGGAGCCAGUCAUUGCCGUUGAUGGCGCUGCUUGCGCCAGGCACAUAUACGGUACGGCAGAUAAGUUUUGCGGCGGUCAGUACAAGCAAUUCCGGGAGUCGUGCAGAACCUUUGUGCAGAGGUUUCGUGACAGUGGGAUCCGGUUGGUUUUCUUCUUCGAUGGCAUACCAGUAGAAGAAAAGAUGAAUGCCUGGGCAAACCGAAGAAAGGAUAGAUUGUGGCAGAUAUCGGAACUCUUUGCCGAUUUUCGUGCAGGACUUUCUAUGAAAGAGAGGAAAUUCUAUUUGAGGCCAGAGGCCGUGGUGCCCACUGCAAGAGUCAUUUUUGGUACCGAACUGGACUGCAAUGUGCGUGUCGCAACCGGCGAUUGCGACAAUGAGCUGGCCGAGUACGCCGCUAGGGAAGACCAUUGUCUCGGCAUUAUAUCCAGCGACACUGAUCUGCUGGUGCACGAGGGAGUUCCGUGCCUCAUCUUUUUCAAACAUCUGAAGAUGACCAGCAGCUUAAAUGCGCGACGCUACAAUCCUGCCGACAUAGCCUCGAAACUGGGACUCCGGCGCGAACACCUGCCAGUCUUUGCGUCAUUCGUCGGCAACGACAUCAUCAGUAGGUCGCAGCUGGCAUCACUACACGACAACCUUCUUUCACGCUACGGCAGGGGCUCCAGGGUCGAGAACGUCGCCAAGUUCGUCAAGGAUGGGCCGCCGGAGGAUGUUACAGCUCUGUGUGCCUACGCCUUCGACGACCAACCGAAUCACUUGGAGGACGAAGUGAGAGCGAGUAUCGACAGCUACAGGCGCGGGAACGCGGUUGCAGAGGAGCCGACUGGCGAUGGCCCGUGGGGUGAACUGCUGCGGUUGGCCGAGGAGAGACAUGUGACGUGCAAAAUGCCUGCCGCCGUGUACGCCGUAAUGAAGCGCAGGCGUUUCCGCAUCGGUGAGGUUCUAGAAGACCUAGCCGAGCAGCGCCCUACCGGAUUGGUGCUUCGGCCGAUGAGGGCCAGACUGUACGCUGUUCUGCUUCGAGAGCGAGGCCCGGACUCCGCCGAAGUGAAAGAGCUGAUGCCUAUGGGCAUCGGCAACAUACGCGAGGAGUCGGUGGCAGUGGCUCGGCUACCCACAAGCGUCCCUCACCCCGGACUUCGUGCCUUGUGGCAACAGGAGGACGUCGCGGGCCAAGACCAGCGGUGGCGGCUCUUCGCGUGGGUGACGUCACCACGGGCGAACCUGUCGGCGCUGAGGUCCGUGUCGCCGCCGCACCUCGCGGUGCCCGCUGUCGCGCUCUCGUACCUGCGUCACGACUGUAACCCGGCCGCCCUGGGACAGGAGGAGGCCGCGGUCUUCGCAGCCGUCGCCGUGGCCGUCGGCGACGCCUCCGCCAGCUUCCUCGCAGGUCCGGAUGUCGAGACGGUCAACGUACGCGCCGUCUACUUGGCGACGCUCUUCGUGCGUACGGUGCUGCACGUGCUCGACGCAGCUGCGGCGUGUGGGCUCUCCUUCCCGACCGAGAAAGACUGCCUUCUGGACGCCUACUUUGAUGGAAGAUACUUCCACGAUGUGUUCGCCGCGACUAUGUCGCACUCACCGCGUGACCCGAGGCACCACCUUCUGUGGCGUGCCUCGUACGAGGCACAGUUUCAGCAGCUGGUAGAUGCAAUCGAAAGCACCAACUGA